UGACUCCAGGGGCUGGUCACUGCCGUACUUGACUAGAUUUCGGUAAAAAAUUUAGAAAAGCGCCAUCUGCAAUCCUCUUCCUAAAGUAUUUAAUAUCUUCAAGUGAUAAUAGAUGGCUCUUUAAUCAAAAAUUAACUUCCAUAAAAUAUCACUAAAAUUAUUGAAAUCUAAAAAUUAUUUUAUAUAUUAGUAUUACGUAGGAAAUCUAUCAAUUAUUUUUAUUAAAUCUGUACACUAUUUUAUAUACAUAAAUUAUUUUUCUAUAAUUAUUUUUUUGGUUGGCAAUAAACCGUGCCAACUGCCAAUGCUGAAGUUAGAAUUUGAAUUUUAAUGGCGAGUACAGUACAUACAAUUUGUGUGUUAAGUUUUCGUCCAUUUAAGUGUUUUCUGCUGUUGACUUGCGUUGAUUUGAGUUUUACUCAUCCGCUGUGUUUUCGGUGAAUUAGUGAGUGAGUUGAGCUGUGCUCCUCUGUUUCAUUGUUUCACAUAACUUGCGAAAAGACGCCAUUAGUGUUUAGUAUUAUUUGCGAUAAAGACGCCUUUUUUGUGAUAUUUGUGAAAUAGACACUGUUAUUGUGUUAUUAGCGAUUAGAGACGCUUGUUUGAGUGCAUAUAAUCAUGCCGAGGCGGUGCGAAUUGGGAUGUUCACACAACCCGGGUGUGACACAACAUCAAUUUCCACACCCAGAAAAGAAUCCUGAGUUAUUCAAAGCCUGGGUUAAUAUAGUUGGUGGAAAACUGGAGACUGCAGAUGAUAUCAAAUUUUACAGAAAGCGAGUCAUCUGUGACAUACAUUUUGCAGACAAGUUUAAGAAUCGCAACAACCGUUUAAAUAACAUAGCUGUUCCUACUCUCCAUCUUCAGGGUGCUCCAUCACAAGAUGCUCAUAUGCCUCCUGCAACUCCACAUAUACCAACUGAACUUCCUAUGCCUGAACAUAAUAUAUGGGAUCUGCCUUCUACAUCAAAGCAAAUAAUCACUGCUGCACCUCCCAAUGCGUGUGUUAUAGCAGCAGAACAUAAUUAUUGCAGUAAACAUGGUAUACAACAAAGACGGAAACUUAAAGGAGACAAAAAAAAACUGAAAUCAACUUCAUCGCUGGAGAAUGAAUUAAAGAUUUCAAGAUUCCAAAUGAAGAAUUUAAAAACCGAAAUUAUUCGGUUACGUAAACGGAGUAGUAGUUUGAAAGAAAGAUUAGCCAGCGUUGAUAAAAUUAGCAAUACAAAUUGUUUAAAAAAAAUAACGAGAAAUAUGACAACUGCAGCAAAAUAUUCACAAACAUGCAGUACACCCAAACUCACAAGAGAGCUCGUGGGCGGAGGUUUACUUUAAAGGAAAAAGUUUUGUCUCUCCAUGUACAAAAAGAGUCCCAAGAGUUAUACUCUUUUAUAUAAAUACUUUACAUUGCCCUCUAUAAAAUCAUUAAAAAGGCUUCUUGCGAAAAUUGAAAUAGAGUCGGGGCUAAAUAAGUUUUUAUUCAUAAAAAUGAGAAAGACUGUGAAGGAAUUAAGUCCAGAAGAUCGCCUCUGCUGUCUUAUUUUUGACGAGAUGUCAAUAUCGCCGCAGAUCCAUUACGACGGAUCUAAGGAUAAAUUAAAGGGAUUCGCUUGGCGUAGUAAAAAAAUUGCUGACCAUGUUUUAGUUUACAUGGUCAAAGGAUUAAAGAAAAAAUUUAAACAGCCUGUUGCAUACUUUUUUACAAAUUCUGUUAACAAAGCAGAAUUAAAAGCCUUGACUAUAAAAGUCAUUAAAUAUGUUCAGGGUACAGGGCUUAAUAUUUUGUGCACAGUGUGCGACCAAAGCACAGUAAAUGUCAGUGUAGUGAAUGAAAUUAUUGAAGAUAGUAGAAUAAAAUUCAUAAAAGAAAAUAAGGAAUGGAGACAUGAUGUAAUGGAAGUAGGGAAAUCUAAAAUUAUCCCAUUAUUUGAUGUCCCUCAUUUAUUGAAAGGGGUAAGAAACAAUUUACUUACGAAGGACUUAAAAUAUUUCGACUUCGAAGAAAAGGUUGAAAAGACGAUAAAAUGGGAAUAUUACCAGAAAAUUUAUGAAGCGGACAAAUUACAUGGUGAAUUAAAAAUAUGUCAGAAACUAACUGAUGAACAUAUUUAUGUGGAGAAAAUAAAAAAAAUGAAGGUCAAACACGCAACCCAAAUUUUUAGCCGCAGUGUUGCUACAGCUGCAGAACAUUUAUCUGCUAGGGGCGAUUUAUCUAAUGAGUGCCGCCAAGUAAUUACAUUUACCAAAAUGAUGGACAAUUUAUUUGAUUCCUUAAAUUCAAGCUCAUUUAAUAUGAUACAUGGAAAAAUGUAUAAAUGUGGUGUUAGAAACAAUUCUCCUCAUCAUGAAUUAUGGGAAAAUGCCAAAAAGGUAUUAAAAUCAAUAAAAUUUAUUAAAGUUAAAAAAGAAAAGGAAAAUAAAAUAAGAUUAAUUGAAACGAGUUCGGUACCUUCAAUAAAAAAUUUUAUACGUACUAUUGAGGGCAUGCAACAGUUGUGGAAAAUAUUAUCCCAAAAAUAUUUAUUUGAUACAAUGAUGACCAGAAACUUUAACCAGGACCCACUGGAAAAUUUUUUUGGGAACAUUAGAAGUUUUGGGGUGAGGAAUACGGCACCCAACACAAUUAGCUUUGAAGGUGCCUAUAAAUCACUUCUUUUAAAUAAUUAUAACUCACCCCAUUCACUUAACGCUAACUGUGAAAAUGAUGACAAUGAUUGUCUUCAGACAUUGAGUUUCUUUUUGGAAGACAAACUUUUAGAAAACACUUCUAAUGUUCCCAGUAAUGAGGUUCUACCAUUUCAGCAAGAAGAAAAUGACGAAAUUGAGGUGCCUUUUAUAAAUUUAAAUUCUGAGCCUGCUGAUGCUGGUCAGGCCAAUUAUGUAUGUGGGUGGGUGCUGGCUAAAUGUUUUAAAAAAGUUGCUAAAUCAUGCAGGCACUGCAAAACUGAACUAACUGGCGACAGUCAAUUAAAAUCAAAUAGUUAUAUAAGGGCAAAAGAAUAUACAAAAGGAAAACAUUGUCUGUUGUAUCCCAAUAUAGUGGCGGAAAA
Molecule: messenger RNA, 3047 nt
Organism: Helicoverpa armigera (cotton bollworm)
Lineage: Eukaryota; Metazoa; Arthropoda; Insecta; Lepidoptera; Noctuidae
Product: THAP domain-containing protein 1 B-like
Exons: 5
Coding region: 619-1332 (237 amino acids)
Source: RefSeq, a predicted model, not a curated record